AUGACUGGAUACCGACCGACAGUCAGACUCGCGGACGUCCGCCGUCGACGCAAGACAACAAAAGGGUGUGGCUCUCCCGGAGCUCUCGGCCUUGUCACAAUGCGCACUAUCACCUCUAAACUCUCCUUCGGCUCAGCCGCGAGGUCCGUGUGUAAAGCGGCAAGGCUCGUGGCCUCAAGCUCUGAUGCUUGGUGGCCAAAAUCCGUCGGAUUACAACCAGUUAGAGUUCGGUGUUCUUUUUGGAAAACUCCAGCGUGAAUUAUUGGUUUGGAAGUCUUGAAAAAAUUGAAAUGGCUCAGGAAUAUAGUUGAAGUUUUUCUGAGGUUGGUAGUUAGUCCAUGUUGGAUGGUGAAUGUAGAAAGAAAAGGGUUUUAGGAGUUUUUUUCGUAAUUCAAAGACCAAUCAGCUAGUGAAAAAAAGCUUAUAUAAUAAUAAAAAAAAAACCCGGUUCAUGGACUUGAAAAAAGUGAGAUUUGUUCAAUGGUUCAGCAAUUUUUUUUUCCACUCCAAUCAAAAUUGUACCCGACGCAAUAAUUGAGUGUAAAAAAGAAAGAUCCACUUACCUCGAAAAUUCCGGGACGCAAUUCCAUAGGAAUAGACUGUUUUCGAUUGGCGGCUCUUCGUCUUUGGAUUUUGCCGAUUUGCUUUUGGCGUCUGCUCGGUGCUGUUUGCGUAUGCAGUUGGAUCCAUCUCGAUCUAUCCACUUUCUUGCGGCUUUCACAAAUUUUGCGCGGAAGAACGCAUGUGUGACUCCACGGAGGCCUUUUUUAUGUGUUCUUUGCAGUUUGGCUUGUUAACAAGUCUGAAGUGGACGAUUUUGAGCCGGCAAAUCAAGUGCCAAAAUUCUCAAUUAACCUUUUGGAACUGCAAAAUCGCUUGUUUUCCCACGAAGAAAAUGAACUUUCUGGAUAUCACGUAGACAUUUAUCUGAGAACAGCUGGCUGGUUGGUUGUUUGAAACGAACGAACACAUGGUUAUUUGUAGUUUUUCGCCGGGAAAAAACUUUGUUCGAGUAGUUGAAACAGAAGUUUUGAAGCAAGUUUUACGAAUGAAUUUCAGCAAGCGGCUUUGAUUCGGCAGUUCCAGGAACAGCACUAUCAGCAGUACAUGUCGCAGGUUUGUCUUACCCCUUUGAGAAAAAAAAAAUGUUUUUUUGUUGUUCGCAACAGGCAAAAAAGGGAACUUCGAGUAUCUCCUUGUAAGUCCAACAAGGUGAAAAUUUCGAUCCUCAAAACAAUCAACUUUUCUUGAUAUUUUGUCUAGCUUUCAAAGGAGAGUCUUCAGGUCUACGCUCAACAAGCCGCGGCAACGACGCCACGUGGUGAGAAGGCGCCGGACGACGAAAAAGCCCGCGAAGACGAUUCUGACGUCAGCGACGAGGAGCCUGGAGAUGAUCUUCCUUGUAAGUUUGAAGCUAUUCCCUUCCGUUCGUUCUGAGAAAAAUCAAAAAAUGAGAUUCUAAAAAUAGCCUUUAACUUUAGUUUUUGAGUUAUAACUUAAAUAACCAUGAUGGGGUCAAGAUGACUUCCUAAUAAACUGAAAAUCGAAAAUAGCUUUGAAAAGGUUAAGGUACUUUCGACGAACCCUUUUUGUAAGAAAUUUAAUAUAAAAAUAUGGAUGAAUUUUUUUAUUUCAGUUUAUUAUUAUUUUUUUCCACAAAAAUAAAAAUCACCAGCUCUCACCGUCACGCUUCUCAUGAAAAUUUUACUAGCACCACAAUUUCUUUCAGAUUGCUCUUCUAUUGCACAAGACACUAUGUAGGCGGUUAACACAGCUCUUUUUCCUUUUCAUUACUAACAAGCACUUGCUUUUCCGUUCUCUCUUAGAGUUUUGGUUACUUUGGUUCGACGGAUUGGAUUUCGAUUUGGUUUCUAAAAUCACCAGUUUUCAAUAGGAUUAAUGCACCUCGAUUAGGUAUCUGAACCUGAUUUUGCGUUUUAAAGUGUCGUCGAUACACGCGCAGAUGGGCCUCUUCUGUCACUGUAGGUUGUUUUUUCGUCGUUUUCCGUUUAUCCGUGAAUAAAUGUGAAACUCGACUGACAAAAUUUUUGUUAUGAUUUUGAGCUGCUUCACGACACCGCUUUUCAUUUGCAUGUUUUCGUUUUGCUUGCCAUGAGACUUUUUUUUUGGAAAGCUUCAUGUUUUGACUAUUGCCUGUUGGAACUUUUAUGAAUGAAGAUGUGAACUCUGAUCAAAUGGCACCUUGUAAUGCCUUUUUAACGCACUUUUGAAAACUCUCGGCCGUUUUGUAGCUGUCUGCUUACUUUUGUAAAGUAAAGCAGUUUUUAUGGAUGAGAGAAAAAAAAAUCUCAUUUAUAUGAUCCUGAAAUGAAUUUCUUGUAAAAUCGUAUUUCAUGGCUUCAACUUUGUAAUUGAUAUACAGUGAGGACGCCUUGUAAGAGCGAGCGAAUAAUUGAAUUUUAAUUGAAAAUGAACAUUUUAGCGAAUCCGGCUAUCGCGCCAGCGUCGCUAUGGAAUCGGAAAGAUAUCGCCGAGUUCAAAGUGAAUAUCAAGAAGGAAGGCAGCGAAGGCGUUAUCAAAGUCGGACACGGCGAGACUGUUACGGUAGGAGGUGACUUCAAGGAAAUUCACCUGGAAGAGGUCCGCAGGUUCGCGUGCCGACUCAUGAAGACGGCACUUGUCUCUACUGGGAAUUCGCCACCGACUACUAUGACAUCGGCUUCGGCGUCUACUUUGAAUGGACCAUCGCGGAGAGCAAUCAGGUUCUUCUUCUUUUCGAUUUCUGUCAAAAUGAAUAGAGUUAUUUUUCUUUGAAGAUCGAAAACCGUUUAUGUACUAAAGUUAUAGGGCUUGACCCUAGUAAUGUUUGUUUGUGAGAGCUCCUUUGAAGGUGUCGAUCCACGUGAGCGAGUCUGACGAAGAGGAGGACUACGAAGAAGGCGUCGAAGGAGAGGAAGGACCUCCGCCAGCCGGCGGCGCUCCUGGAGACGUCGAGAGCGGCGGAGCUCCGAGGUCCGUUGGCAACCAUUUCCUUUCCUACAAUCCAUUUUUCAGACGUGAGCGCAAUCCGAACAAACCGCGACAGGAUGAGAUCAUCCCCGUGUACAGACGCGACUGCCAUGAAGAGGUUUUUUAAUUUCUCAGAGUACCUCAAGGUUCUUAUUUUUUGCAGGUGUACGCUGGAAGUCACCAAUAUCCUGGCCGUGGCGUCUAUCUUCUUAAAUUCGAUAAUUCUUACUCUCUCUGGAGAUCCAAAACUCUUUAUUACCGUGUAUAUUACAGUAAAUAA
Molecule: messenger RNA, 3250 nt
Organism: Caenorhabditis auriculariae
Lineage: Eukaryota; Metazoa; Nematoda; Chromadorea; Rhabditida; Rhabditidae
Source: the annotation of a GenBank genome assembly